AUGCAAGUGGCAGGGCGCCAAGUGGCAGGCUUAGUAGCCAAAGCAGCCUUCAGCAUGAAGCAGAGAAGUGCAGUGACCUAUGAUGACGUGCAUAUUGACUUCAGUUUUGAAGAGUGGGCUUUGCUGGAUCUUUCUCAGAAGAGUCUGUACAAAUCUGUGAUGCUGGAGACCUACAGAAACCUUACUGCUAUAGGCAUGAAAGAAUUUCCUCUGCACAUCAUACUGGAGAGAAAUCCUUUGAACAUAGUCAGUGUGGCAAAGCCUUUGCACAACAGAGUCAUCUCCCAAGUCAUAAAAAAAUACACAGUGGAGAGAAACGUUACAAUUGUAAUCAAUGUGGUAAAGCCUUUGGAUGUCACCGUUAUCUUCAAAAGCAUAAAAGAAGACAUACUGGAGAGAAACCUUAUGAAUGUCAUCAAUGUGGUAAAGCCUUUUCCCAGCCCCAAAAUCUCCAAAUACAUAAAAGAACACAUACUGGAGAGAAACCUUAUGAAUGUCAUCAAUGUGGUAAAGCCUUUUCCCAGCUCAGUAAUCUCCAAAUACAUAAAAGAACACAUACUGGAGAGAAACCUUAUGAAUGUCAUCAAUGUGGUAAAGCCUUUUCCCGCCCCAGUAAUUUUCAAAAACAUAAAAGAACACAUACUGGGGAGAAACCUUUUGAAUGUCAUGAAUGUGGUAAAGCCUUUUCCCACUCCAGUAGUUUUCAAAUACAUAAAAGAAUACAUACUGGAGAGAAACCUUAUGAAUGUCAUCAAUGUGAUAAAGCCUUUUCCCGGUACAAGCAUUUCCAAAUACAUAAAAGAACACAUACUGGAGAGAAGCCUUAUGAAUGUAAUCAAUGUGGUAAAGACUUUGCAAGUAACAGUCAUCUUCAAGUACAUAAAAGAACACAUACUGGAGAGAAACCCUACAAAUGUAAUCAAUGUGGUAAAGACUUUAUAAGUAACAAUCAUCUUCAAGUACAUAAAAGAACACAUACUGGAGAGAAACCUUAUGAAUGUAAUCAAUGUGGUAGAGCCUUUGGACGUCACAAUCAUCUUCAAGUACAUAAAAGAAUACAUUCUGGAGA
Molecule: messenger RNA, 1069 nt
Organism: Chionomys nivalis (European snow vole)
Lineage: Eukaryota; Metazoa; Chordata; Mammalia; Rodentia; Cricetidae
Product: zinc finger protein 844-like
Exons: 4
Coding region: 1-942 (313 amino acids)
Biological process (GO): regulation of DNA-templated transcription
Source: RefSeq, a predicted model, not a curated record